Messenger RNA from Naumovozyma castellii, 417 nucleotides. It is a transcript of the gene GRX2, whose product is annotated as dithiol glutaredoxin GRX2. The record is from RefSeq and is a predicted model, not a curated record. Lineage: Eukaryota; Fungi; Ascomycota; Saccharomycetes; Saccharomycetales; Saccharomycetaceae. Bases 1 to 417 code for a protein of 138 amino acids. The transcript has a single exon.
AUGCACAUCCCGGAAAAUCUUAGACUUGUACUCAUUAUCAUAUUCUUUACUGUACUAUACUACCACAGGCACAAGAAAGAAAACAAAAUGGUUGCCCAAGAAACUAUUGACUACGUCCAAAAACUUAUCAAGGAGAACAAGAUCAUUGUCUUCGCCAAAUCAUACUGUCCAUACAGCAUAGCCACCAGACGUACUUUAUUUAACGACUGUAAGGUCCCACAAUCAAAGGCGUUAGUGCUGGAACUAGAUUUGAUGCAGGACGGACAAGAGAUCCAACAGGCUUUGUUAGCCAUUAACGGUCAAAAGACGGUACCUCACGUGUACAUCGCAGGUGAAUUCAUCGGUGGUAAUCAUGAACUACAACAAAUCUUCCAAUCUGGUGAAUUGCAGAAAAAAUUGGCUCCUAUCUUGGCCUAG